Messenger RNA from Nymphaea colorata (pocket water lily), 3779 nucleotides. RefSeq lists its product as uncharacterized. The coding region runs from base 1146 to 3611 and encodes 821 amino acids. The transcript is spliced from 4 exons. The record is from RefSeq and is a predicted model, not a curated record. NCBI's taxonomy places the organism in Eukaryota, Viridiplantae, Streptophyta, Magnoliopsida, Nymphaeales, Nymphaeaceae. Gene Ontology annotation, biological process: regulation of photomorphogenesis.
AUUUUUAGGAUGUUUCCUUCUAGGCUUUCACCCAUGGCUUCCGACACCCCUGCCAGUGACUAAUAAUGGCAGUACCGACUUUAGUAGGUACAGACUGAUGGGUUCAGUAUUUGGGCCAUGCCAAUGGCAGACAUGGGCCUCGAGUUUAACUUGAAUCCAUGACAUGAAAUUCUUUACUUGAAUCGAGAUUCAUGCGAAGCUGAUUGAAUGUUGGGGUCCUGAACCAGAGACGGGGUUCUGAGCAACCUUCUCUAUGCCGGAUGUUCUUCGUGGCAGCGCUGGAGGACCAAGAGUCGUGACUCAACACUCACUCGACUCAGACGCUGACAACACAACAUCAAUUAAUUGUGAUCCCCUCACCAACUUGCUCAACGUGAAACGUCCUGGGCGUGGGAGCGUCAGCUUCUGCAAAAGGGAAGACGUGGGGACAAACAUGGAGGUUAUCGACCAUCGUAUGGGGAGAAAGAAGAUGGCGAAGAAGGAUAGAUGCAAGCAGAAAAGUGCAACGAGAUUGCCCCACUAUUAUUGUAAUGUUUCUCACGUGAAGACUCAGCUGGAUUAUACCUCCUUUGUACAUGUCUCUCUCUCAGUCAUCUUUCAUGCUUCUUGCGUCUGGAUUGGUGGGAGCCCCACCAUCUUCACUUAAGGUGAAUCUCAGGUCAGGUUCAUCCCUUAUCUUGUAAAGAGAGAAAAAAAAAGGACAUUCCCUUUUUCAUCUUCUCUGUUCGAACCAAUAGUUUCUGCAAAAAGGUCUAUACAAGGCCAUGAGGCUUUUAUUUCCUGUGCUGAGUAGCUAGAUCUGCUCUUCUGCCUUUGGUCAUUGCUUUCCUGUGCUAUGGAGGUUAUUGGUUAGAAAGGUACUACUUGUUAGAGCGGAUCUGAGUAUCUUGCCUGAAUUCGUAUCGCAAGCAUGUUGGUGUGUGUUUGGAAAAGUUAAAAUAUUCUUGUUCAGUUCUUUUCUUUGCAAAGCCGAAGAUGGUUGCUAAUGAUGUCAAGCAGUAGCAAAGAAUUGGCAUAAAGACCUGGGAACUCCUCCUCUUUUCAGCAGCGGGACAGUUCCGUAAAGGUUUAUAAGUGCAACAGAUUAUUGAUUUUCAAGUUUGGCAGUGCAGAGAUUAGGCUAGAGAAGUUAUGCGUCCCUCUCAAUGUCCUGGAUUGCUCAUUGGAGGCAAUUCAGUAGAGUAAACACAUCACGGGAUCGUUUGGAAUUGCCAUAUCAUGGUGUGGGCACCAAUCAAGAUUCUGAGGAGGAUCAGCCAGGGGAACUAGAUCAAAACCAGUUUGAAAAAUUCGAAAUGGAUUCCAGUAGUGCUUCUGGUUCAAAAUGGAAGUUGGUACAGAGAAAUGGAUGUGGAUCUGUAGAGGUAAUGCCUAUGCUUCUCCAGCCAGCCGAAAGGUUAAAAUUUGGCUGCAAUAAAAACACAGAAUUGUUUGAGCUUGUGACCAGGAGCCAAAAAGAUAUUUCAGAGUCACCAGCCGAAAAAGCAGUUCAGUCUCAGGGUCCUGCCCCUUCUGCAUCACCUGCAAACUUAGGAGCAGUAGUGGAUCCUUGUCCUGUGUUUCUCUCUGAUAAGGCAGUCUUAUCUUCUUCUGUUCAAAAGGAUCGUGAUUUGGAAGUUGCUCCUAGAGAAUGUUCUUUGAUUCAUGAGAGUGGUAUGUCCAGCUUUCGUGCCAUUCAAGCAUGUGAAGAUAAAUCAUGCCCUUUGGCAUUGAGAAAUGCUACUGGUCGUGGGUUAGACAUUGCUGCUGAAGAACCUGACGUUCGACUUCCUGAUCUGGCAAACCAAUCCCAUCAGAUGGUGAAAGCAUCUAUAAAGGACUUUUUAUUUGAUGCAAAUAUUGACAAGGAUGAGCUCUUUGAAUCAACAUCAGGUCCUCUGAUGAUACCUACAAUACCCAUGCCAAUUAAAAUGAACUUAUAUGAAGACAAGAGUAGGCUAGCUAGUUCCAGAGCGACUCACAAUGAACAAUUAACAUGUAAUCAUUCAGCUUAUUGCAGGAACAGCCAUUGCCAAAAAGGGAGUUGUUCGCCUCUUCCAUAUACUGAAAAGAGGGUGAGCAUGGUAGAGAGAACUUCAAAGCAAUUUAUUCACCCCGUGUUUGGUGGUUUCCUUUCUUCAACCUUUAUUGAAAGGAAAGGAAAGAUCAUACAAAGUUGCUCUGAACUGGAAUUUUCAGGACCCAUCAAAGGCUCACAGAGAUCUUCCAAGUUCUUGGUUAUGCCAGAUAGGAUUAAUCUGGAUGCAAUACCCAGCUGCUCCAUAUGUGAUGCAGGAACAUUAAGGAUUUCUACUGCUGUUGACAAAGUGGAGAGAGUUCCUCGAGAGCCCUCAAAAUUUUCAAAAACUACUCAUAGUUUUCUGCUCACAAAGCAAUGCAAUAUGUCUGUACCCAGGGAAGACCAACUGGCCAGGAUACUAUUAUCUGAUGCAGAAAAUUAUCAAAAUGCUUUCCUUAAAAUGACUGAUUUUUGCUCUUUAUCUUAUCUCCAUGACGAGAAAGACAUAAGGACCAAACUUUUUGCCAAGAGCUCUAGAACCAAUCCACUUAAUGUGGACUUUUAUGGCCAUCGUUUCAGACUAAGUGGAGAAGUAGAAUCAGGAUCACCUUCCAACAGUGCCAGAGAUUCUUCUCCAAAGCCUAGAGAUAAUAAUGAGAUUUGUGCUCAAGCCAGUGGUUCUGCAGCUUGCUUUGGACAGCCUCAUGCUAUAUUGGUCUCGAAGGAAAAUUUUGCGAACACAAGUAGUUCCACAGCUGGUCAAAAUCAUCUGGAUUUGAACACUAUCCUGACCUUGAACUCAAGCGAAGGUUUGUCAACUGAUAUGAUCAAUAAGGAUUCUCGGGAAGCUGAGACUGCAUAUGAACUAUUGCAGAAAAUUACACCACUGGAGAAAGAAACAAAAUUUGGACACAUGGAUACCAAUGUGUCCAUGAGAGAUGGUGACUUGCGUUCAUGUCUAGAUGUUAAUGGACCUAACGAGAAGAAGGGAAUGUGUGCAUUAAAAGCACGGAAUUCAUCUGCAGAAACUCCAUAUCUACCUGUUUGUGAGCCUUCAGGUUUCAGCGAUCUGGCUUCCGGGCAGAGCAUUGGAUGGGUUAAACGUCUAAAGCGCAAUGAUUCUGAAGCUUUUGGCACCAAGACUUCAGUUCUUGGAGAUACUUUUCCUGAACAUAAAAGGACUAAACUGUUGAACAAGGCAGGCGGCCACAGUAGAUUCUUUGCAAGCUCUGACUCCAUAUCCAGUCCAUGGAUUAAGAAACAGAGACAGGACUUUGCCGAAGGAGUGACCACGCCUAGACAGGGUAAAUCAGCUGCUGAGCUUCUCAAGGAAAGUAGGUUGAUCUUAUCUAGUCCUUGGCUCCAGAGGCUCCGUCCUCGAGAAAGUCAGGCCAAGAAAACAGGCCCUGCAGAACUUACCGGUGAGCCUGCGAGCUGUCCAAAGCUGGCGUUAAAAAUGCAGAGCAAAGAGUCACCCACCAGCCUAGGGGCAAUGGCUUUGUUGGGCAAGGUGAUGAGCAAUUUCAGUAAAUGUGGGUUGAGUAAGAACGGGACGUCCAUGGUUUGGAAGGCAGAGGAACUGAAAGAAGAAUGUCAUCCUAAACGGUUAUAAAUAUAUUGAAGGAAGUUUCAUUAGGAGAAACUUUGUUGCUGUAAAUGAUACAUGUUUUUUUUUUAACCUUUUGUAAGCUGAAGCUUUUAAGAUGCUUAGGAUAACUUUUCGUGGUAAAUUUGCAAGGCAGUUGCUUAGUAAUUAAGUUCAAUGCCUUUUACAGAGUAA